This is a messenger RNA of Camellia sinensis, 615 nucleotides long. The record is from RefSeq and is a predicted model, not a curated record. NCBI's taxonomy places the organism in Eukaryota, Viridiplantae, Streptophyta, Magnoliopsida, Ericales, Theaceae.
AUGUACACGUUCGGAGGCUCGUAUACCGACACAGGUAACACAUGCUCCACCAGCGGCCUAAGUGGCUUCAACUAUGUAUCGAACCUCCCUUACGGCCGCACAUACUUCCACCACUCCACCAACCGCUACUCCGAUGGCCGCCUCGUCAUCAACUUCGUAGCGCAAUCCCUAUCCCUCUCAUACUUGCCUGCUUACCUCCAUCUUAUUAAUAGCAACCAAAAGCCAUCAUCAAUGGGUGUCAACUUUGUUGUUGUUGGUUUUACUGCAAUAAUACACAGUUUGUUUGUGAAGAACAACCUUACACUCAACAUCACUCCUCAGUCCCUUCAAACCCAGCACACUUGGUUCAACAACUUCUUGGAGUCUCAGGGGUGUAGAGGAGGAGGAGGAGGCCCCACAGCAACUACCAUAACCACCCAAUGCAAUGCAACAAUCAAUGAUGCUCUCUUCUGGGUUGGCAAAAUUGGAGCCAAUGACCAUGCUUAUACCAUUGGAUAUACUAAAACUGAAUUUUCUGUGACGAUUAGAAAUUUGGGUGUUUUUUCAAAUUUAUCUGAUUGUUCAAAUUUCUCUGAUAGCUUUCAUGGUGCUACUACAGCUACUUAUUUGAUGUAG